AUGAAUAUUACAAAUCAACAAAAUGAACUUUAUAAAAAAGUUGCUUUGCUUACAAAAUUUGGCUAUCAAGUAAUUGCACAUAAUCAUACAAUUAUCGGAAAAGUCAACCCUAACAAAACAAAUCCCAUCAAAAAAUUUGAUAUUUAUGAAAAUUCUGGAAGAGAUGUUAAACUAGAACAAUUAACCAGACUCACUGUAGUACUUGAAGAUUCAAGUCAAAAUUAUGGAUUGACAUCAUCAAACAAUACAAUUCUAUCAUAUGAUAUUUUUGCUGUCCAACCAAUCAAUGAAAAGUCAUUUCAAAAUACUUGUAGUAAUUUUGAUGUAGAUAUCAUAUCACUUGAGAUGGGAUCUCGCUUGCCAUUUUAUUUGAAGCAUGGUAUGGUAGGUUUGGCAAUUGAUCGUGGUAUAUUCUUUGAGAUUUGUUAUUCUCCAACCAUCAGAGAUUCUAUAUCUAGACAACAUCUUAUUUCAAAUGCUCAGAAUUUGGUUAGAGUUACUCGUGGUAAAAAUAUCAUUAUCUCAAGCGAAGCACAAAGAGCAAUAGAAUUACGUGGGCCAUAUGACAUUAUUAAUUUAGGUACAAUAAUGGGCAUGAAUCAAGCUUUAUCCAAAGAUUGCAUAACUACAAAUUGUCGGGCAGUUGUGAUGCAUGCAGCUACUCGGAGAAAUACACAUAAGGCUGUUAUUUCUUUUAAACCAGUUUCUUCAUUGAAACAAAGUGACUUAUGGAGGAUUGAAUGCGAAAAGAAAAAAUUGGAAAAAAUAGAGUCCAAAGGCAAAAGAAUAAAAAUUGAAUAA
This is a messenger RNA of Entrophospora sp. SA101, 801 nucleotides long. The record is from the annotation of a GenBank genome assembly. Lineage: Eukaryota; Fungi; Glomeromycota; Glomeromycetes; Entrophosporales; Entrophosporaceae.